Messenger RNA from Mytilus californianus (California mussel), 1905 nucleotides. RefSeq names its product low-density lipoprotein receptor-related protein-like. Lineage: Eukaryota; Metazoa; Mollusca; Bivalvia; Mytilida; Mytilidae. The coding region runs from base 90 to 1757 and encodes 555 amino acids. Gene Ontology annotation, molecular function: protein binding. The record is from RefSeq and is a predicted model, not a curated record. The transcript is spliced from 15 exons.
AACUGAUUUGGUUUUUUUUUGUUUUAUCACCGAUAAACAUACUAUAUAUAUUUUGUUUCGUUGGAACUUAUUUGUCUUAGAAAUUUGAAAUGGAAAUGGUCAAUAUGUAUUUAAAAGAUAUACUGAUCAGUGUAUUGCUGUUAUAUGGAAAUAGUGGAGUAUUUGCAUUUCCCCCGAUGAUGAGACGUUCUGAAUGUGUACCCUGUAGCGAUGGGACUAAUUGUCUUAUUCUAGCGAGCUACUGUGAUGGCUAUAAUAAUUGUGAAAAUGGAGAAGAUGAAAAUAUAGAUAUCUGUAAAGCACAACCAUGUCCUCAACCAUUUGACCCGAUGUUCAGUCACUAUGAAAACAUUAAAUGCAACGAUGGAAUACACUGUUACCCUAGCACUGGCCUCUGUAACGGUCAUCAAGCAUGUGAUGACGGUACGGAUGAAGAUACAGAAUUCUGUAAAGAUCAUAAGUGUCCUGAAGGCUAUGUCAAAUGUCAAGAUGGGUUACAAUGUGUUUCUAAACAUACCCUAUGUAACGGAUACUCAGGGCGAUAUGGGAGCUGUAAAGAUGGAUCUGACCAGUCUGAAGAUUUUUGCAAAAGUUAUGAGUGCUUAGAAGGAUUUGCUAAGUGUAAAGACGGUUUGCAGUGUAUAUCUAAAUAUGUUAUGUGUAAUGGUCGUAUAGACUGUAAUGACAAAUCUGAUGAAUCAGCAGAUGUUUGUUCAGCGUAUCAAUGUAUGGAUGAUUUCUGGAAAUGUAAGGAUGGCCUUCAAUGUAUUUCAACUGCAUCACUUUGUAAUGGUAAUGAUUGGCCUCAGUGUAAUGACGGGUCUGACGAAUCAGAUGAAGUUUGUAGAGUCACUGAUUGUGGGGAAGGAUUUAUUAAAUGUCCUGAUGGAUUACGAUGUAUAAGAGAAAGCUAUUUUUGUUCUGGAUACCCACCAUGUGGUCUUCCAAAUAUUGAUAUAUGCAGAAAUAUGACCUGUCCUGAGGGCAUGGUGAAAUGUAAAGAUAACAAGCAGUGCGUCGAUAUAAAAGGUGUUUGUGGAGGAUGGAACAACUGUCAGGAUGAUUCUUUACCAGAAAUAUGCAAAGAAAUAGAGUGUCGAGAAGGGUUUGUUAAAUGUAAAGAUGAAACUUGCACGAGAAAAGAAAGUGUGUGUGAUGGCUAUGAACAUUGUCCUGAUAAAUCGGACGAAUCAGCGGAAGUUUGUAGAGAUUUUCAAUGUCCAGAAGGGUCUACAAAAUGCCAGGAUGGUUUACAAUGUAUACGUAAAAGAGAUCUCUGUGAUGGUGUGCCACGGUGUAAAGAUAAAUCUGAUGAAGCAGAAGAUUUUUGUAGAGACUAUACCUGUCCUGAUAUGUACGUUAAAUGUAACGACAACUUACAGUGUGUUCAUAAAUACAGAGUUUGUAGUUCAAGGGGAGGUAGUGCAUGUAAGGAUGGGAAAAUACCAGACAUUUGCCGAGAUAUACGUUGUAAUAAACACCAAAGAAAAUGUGAUGACGGACUACAGUGUAUCGGUGAUUAUGCAUUGUGUAAUGGGAGGAAAGGUGAUUGUGUUGACGGAUCAGAUGAGAAGGAAGAUAUGUGUAAAGAUUACCAAUGUCCUGAAGGAUAUGUCAAAUGUCAAGACGGAUUGCAAUGCAUUCGUGAAAGAAGUUUAUGUGAUGGCUGGUCAGCAUGCAAUGACAAAUCUGAUGAGUCAAAUGAAGUUUGCGGUGAAAAAGGCAAAAACAGACGAGUGAUUACUUCUUUACCCUGAACGAAGAAAUUGAAGUGAAAGAAAGUACAACACAGAGAGCUUUUUGUAAUCAAUCUAUAUAGCUGAUGAUAACUUUGCAGCCUUUACUGUUUAUGACUAUGACUAUUGUCAUAAACAUAUUAGUAAAAUAAAAAAAAAACAUGACAAG